GCGGCGCACUGACAGCGUAACAUUUGCGUUUCUAGGAUCUUCGGGCUGCUCGUGGCUUAAGACUCUGGGGUUGUAGAGGCCCACACUAGACUAGUCGUCUGGAAGCAACUUAGACCUCAGAGAUGGCUCUGAGUAAAUCAAUGCAUGCAAGAAAUAGAUACAAGGACAAACCUCCUGACUUUGCAUAUCUGGCUUCCAAAUAUCCAGAUUUUCAGCAGCAUGUUCAGAUAAAUCUGAAUGGAAGAGUGAGUCUUAAUUUUAAAGACCCUGAAGCAGUCAGAGCUCUGACUUGUACUCUCCUAAGAGAAGAUUUUGGACUUUCUAUUGAUAUUCCACUGGAGAGACUAAUUCCCACAGUUCCCUUGAGACUCAACUAUAUUCAUUGGGUAGAAGAUCUGAUCGGUCAUCAGGACUCUGACAAAAGUACUCUCCGAAGAGGAAUUGACAUAGGUACUGGGGCAUCCUGCAUCUAUCCUUUACUUGGAACAACCUUAAAUGGCUGGUAUUUCCUUGCAACAGAAGUAGAUGACAUGUGCUUCAACUAUGCAAAGAAGAAUGUGGAACAGAAUAACUUAUCGGAUCUUAUAAAAGUGGUAAAAGUACCACAGAAGACGCUCCUGAUGGAUGCUCUUAAAGAAGAAUCUGAGAUAAUCUAUGACUUUUGCAUGUGCAACCCUCCCUUUUUUGCCAAUCAGUUGGAAGCCAAGGGAGUAAACUCUCGAAACCCUCGAAGACCCCCACCUAGCUCAGUAAAUACAGGAGGGAUCACAGAGAUCAUGGCAGAAGGAGGCGAAUUAGAGUUUGUUAAAAGGAUCAUCCAUGACAGUUUACAGCUUCAAAAAAGAUUAAGGUGGUAUAGCUGUAUGCUGGGAAAGAAAUGCAGCCUGGCUCCUCUGAAGGAAGAACUUCGAAUACAAGGGGUUCCUAAAGUCACCUACACUGAAUUCUGCCAAGGUCGGACAAUGAGGUGGGCUUUGGCUUGGAGUUUUUAUGAUGAUGUAACAGUACCAUCACCACCAAGUAAGCGAAGAAAAUUAGAGAAGCCAAGGAAACCCAUUACGUUUGUAGUAUUGGAAUCUGUGAUGAAAGAAUUAUCCCUCAAAGCAUCGUCUUUGGGCUCUGAGACAGUGGAAGGCAUAGUAGUUGUGACAACAUGGAUUGAAAAAAUUCUCACCGAUCUGAAGGUCCAGCAUAAACGAGUUCCCUGUGGAAAGGAGGAAAUUAGCCUUUUCCUAACAGCCAUAGAAAACUCCUGGAUUCACUUAAGGAGGAAGAAAAGGGACCGAGUGAGACAACUGAGAGAAGUUCCCCGAGCUCCCAAGAACGUCAUCCAAGCCUUGGAAGAGAAAAGGUCCCCCGCUAAAGAGUCUGGCAAGAACCAAGACUUGGCUCAGGGUCCCCAGGAGAGUGCUCUGUGUGGGCCUGCUCUACAGGAAGGCGAGUCUGCUACUGUGGAGGGCCAUGGCCCAAACCAGGACUCGCUUUCCCAGGAGGAAAACCCAGAACCCAUGGAGGAUGAAAGGAGUGAGGAAAAGGGAGAGAUGGAGGUUUGGGAAAGUUGUAAAGGCUCCAGUAAUGGAGCCCAGGACCAAGAGGCUUCUGAGCAAUUCAGCAACCCAGUAUCUGAAAAAGGGAACCAUCUCCAAAGAGUGGCUGGAUGUUACCUAUUCAAGUGUUUGAUAAACGUUAAGAAGGAGGUAGAUGAUGCCUUAGUUGAAAUGCAUUGGGUUGAGGGCCAGAACAGGGAUUUGAUGAACCAGCUUUGUACUUAUAUACGUAACCAAAUUUUCAGGCUUGUUGCUAGUUAACUCCAAACUCCUUGCACAGUAAAGCAGCUUGCUUUGGAGUGUGGCCUGUGGGGUGGCAAGCUGAAUCCCACCAUUGGCCUGCUGGAAUUAUCUGAAACAAAUUAAUCCAUUUUAAACAUCCCCCUCCCUUUUUUUUUAAGUUAACAGGGCCCUGUAGUAUGGUAGUUCAGAGGAAGAAUUGUGAUUAUUUGCAUCAACAAAAAGCCAUCAGUAAACUCACAAGGGAUUUAAACCUGACUUAAGCUGAUCACCUUAGCUUUAGACUGGUUUUCUGAGGCCAAAAGGAUUAUUUUUGCAGUCUGAUCCUGGUCAGAACUUACAGAGCAUCACACUCUGUCACCCCUGGUUGCUUCCUGAGAAGGGGUUACUUUCUCAACCCCCUGGUGGAGGUGGUAUACCAGAUAGCCCUGUACCUUCUUCUAAAGUCACCUUCAAGACUGAAGACUUUGGGUACAUAUAGUUGGUGACCCCUGUGUCAGUCCUGAGAAGGGAACUGGCCUAAUGGUAGGUGGCGGGAGAGUCAGGGAGAGAAAGCUCAGUAAUGCCAGGAAGAAGGGCCAAUCAGGAAGCGCCUGGAAACGUCGGAAACAUCGGCAUAUUCCUGACUCUUGUCUGUUUUGAUGUUGGUUAUUUCAGAAACAGAAUUAGGGAAUCAAAACUGCCAGAUGUGACUGAGAUACAGCAGAAUGAAGCCAUACCCCUACCUCCAACCUGUUUAAAGUACUAUUUUGUAGCAGUUUUACUGGUGUGUGAUAUUUUUUAAUUUGUUUCGACAUUUGAAGUGGAGCUAAUAUAAGAGUAUUCACAAUUGAAAACUGUCAAUCCUGUUUGAAUCCUGGGGUUGGGGAAAAUAUUUUCUUGGCUUUGAAUGGAUAGGUGAUUGAUGAUAGAAAUAAAAAUGGAGUAAGAUAGUUAUAUGUAGUAAGUUGCUUAAGAAAGUCUCAUCUAUUGGCAGAUAAGUUGUUGCUGAUCAAAGACGGUUUUUUGGGGUUCCCUUGUAAUCCCUUCUUUGUUUACCUGUUACCAUUGGAGAAUUCUAAGGCCGAGGUAACCAUGUUCUUAAAACAUGUUUCUAAUUGUAGUGUCAGGGCUUGGCAGGAAUGUCUCUGGAAAAGGAGUCUCUCUUUUAUUCUCUUGGUGUCUCAGUCAUCCUCUGCUGUGCUUGACUUUUCAUGGCUUGAUUUUACACCAGCAGCCUAGGGUUCUAUUUAGCCUGAAAUUUCUGAGUAUGGUGCCAGAGCUCCUUGCUAUCUGCGAAGAAGACUGCGUAGUUAAGCCACACUUUUAAAAGGUGACAUUGGUUGGGGCAGAAAACUGGUGACCUUGGCAUACUUUAGCAGCAGCUAGACCAGUCCCUCAGCAAAGAUACAGGAAAUGGAAAUAGGACCAUAUUAUACCUCCCUAUGGCCGUGGAGACAGAGCUGCAGAAGAGAACAUAUUAACCAACCAGUGUUCUUAACCUGGUCCGUGAACCUCUGGAGAACCCAUAGCCACCUGGAUUAUUUCCGAAAGCUCUGGACAUAUUUGGGGUUUUCUUCUGGAGAGAAGGGUCCCUGACUUAGAGAGAGCAAUUAGUAACUCACUGAGGAUUAGGAACCACUAUGCUAGUCCAGCUUCUUCUUUGACAGGAUAAGGAAACCAACACCCAGGGUCCCACAGAGCCAAGAUUCAUUGCAGGGCCCUAGAUUCCUGUGCUCAUCUCCUGUACUCACCCACACCAUCCUGCUCUGCUUACCUCUUAGGACACAUUGGAAUCAUAUGCUGGACCCAAACCUAGUUUAUAUCUUCAUAAAAUUUUAGGAUAAGUGAGUUAGAUGACAACCAUUCACUCGAUAAGUGAUCAUUAAGUAUUUGCUUGUUUGUUUCACUAUAAAAGAGUAGUGUAUGCUCAUUAUUAAAGAUCUGGAAAGAUGAAAGGAGAAAACAGCUUCAAAAUCACCCCUAGUCUCAACCUUCUGAAGCACAGCCACUAUUGGUAUCUCAGUGUUUCCUUCUAGUCUCUAAUCUCUUUCUGUAGAUGGGGUGUGUGAGUGUGUGGGUUCAACUUUGGUUGUGUUCAUGCUGCAGUUUUAUAUUAUGCUCUUUUCUCAUCUGAUGUCUUGUAUUUUUCCAUGUUGUCACAGGAGUGCAUUAUUUAUGCUCCUCGCCUGUUCAGACUGUGCUUCAGGUGCAGUAUUAGCCUUUGUUUAAGUCUGAUACUUAGAGGUCUCCAAAGAAUCCUCUGUGGACCUGCAGGCCCAGGAGAUGUGUCUUGUGUCUAUAUGUGUUUGGUGCCCCAGGUUUAAGGCCUGGUGUCAUGGAGGACGUUUUGUAGGUGUUAAGGUAAUGCUCUUAGAAUUUAAAAAGUAUGUGACAACAGAAGCUUCCAGUGCCAGAGCUGUGAGUGCCAUUUUUGCAUUUGUGUGUCUUCGUUUCCUUCUCUGAAUAGCUAUUUCUAUUUAAUGAGAGAACAUUGAAGCUUUUGAAAAAACAUCUAAAAAUUCUUUCACUUACGCAUAUACUUACAACGCGUGUGAUAUGUGGUAGCCUACACCUCUGAUAUGGGGAAGAGGAAUUUUUUUAGAAGAAAUAGGUUAUUGACCCAGGUAUCAUAAUGUUGAGUGAUACUUGCCGAAGUGUCUAGAGGUCAAGUUCAUGUUGAUGGAUUGGUGUGGAAUACGAUCUUUGUGGUAUUAUCUUAAAUUCUAUUCUGGUCCCUUGCAUUGGCUUCUGAUCUCUUGAUAACCAAAGUGGGAACAGAAGCUGAACUUGUUUUCCAAGGAGGGGAAUAAGCUGCUUUUGUUCUUUGGAAUCUGCUUUGCUUCCAGCAGUUUGGUCCCUUCACCCCACAUCGUUGCCCAGGUAUUCACACGCCAGAGCAUCGCUGCUUGUCCUAGUAGGGUUAGUGUCUCUGUGUUAGAGUUUCAGCUGAUCUUAAGGGUGCAUGUGGAUUACUUAAAACUUUAGUAUAUAUUUUUAAAAACAUGAAACCUCUCUUCUCUUGAUAGAAAUCAAAGCUUACCAUGUGAGCACAGCAACUUCUAAGCUCUGACAAGUAAUAAAACUGCAGGGUGUGAAAAAGAUGCAAAGGCCUGUAGAAAAUUCGAGGCCUUCUGUAAGCCCCUCCUUCUUACUUAAACCGAGGCAUUUUCCUCUGUAGCCACAUGGGGGCGUAUUUGGCCCUUUUAUCAACUUCACUGUGCAGUGGAUAAAAUAGUGUCCUUGGUAUUGUCUUGAAAUAUCCAGUUGCUACUCAGAUAAACAUUUUUAUGGAAGCAAGUAUAUUUUAACAUAAAAAAAUUAGAGAGAUAAAAGUAGAAAUAAAGAAAACCCCACCACCCUGCAGUCUGGGCAUAAGCUUUCAACCUUUUAAUGUUUCUUUAUGGUACCAGUUGACUUGUCCUGCUACUCUAAAAUAUAUCCAGGUUGGGUCAGUCCCUUGGAUCAACUUUUUAUUGGUCUCUAGUUAAUGGGGGUACCAGAGGGGGAUGUUUAGUGAUUUUAAAUAGUAACUUUUCAAAAGCUUUAUGUUGCAGGAAGAGUAAUAUAGAGAGCCUUAAGAAAGAAGCUGCUUUCAAUCUUCUUUUGUCUUUUAAUUCUUGUUUUGGUUUAUCUGGCUGCUGGAGAGCAUGCAUGUGCUGUGUUAUUUACAUAAAACAUUGUCACAGUUGGUUCUGUGUUAGGUAUAUUAUACAGGUUAGCUGGGCCUUCUUUUCCACAAGAGGUGUCUCUGUGUGGAACAUGUCUGUCACUAACCCUGGGUCUGUGUGGGCUCAAGGGGAAACUCCAUCUGCCCUUAUUUUUAUGGCCGAGGAGGAACAGAUGUCCUAGGUGGCCAUGCAACAGACCUGUACAUGAGGAGGAAGAAGGUCCAGUUUGGGAAACUAAGGAACCCUCUGAGAGAAGGAAGGUCUCAAAGGUGCAGCAGUUUUACAGCCAGCCAGGAGGUGCCCUGGGAAAGGGAUGUGACCACAACUUUUUUGGAGAAGUUAAUGCUCAGGAGAAUCAGUUUGCUGAAUGGGCACUAACCCCAGGAAAACCCAGAAGAGGCUUUACUGGUGAGAAUGGAUUGGCCUCUGCCUCUUGGAGCAGGGCAUUGAUGGUCUUGAACUUCCUAAUGCUCCCAAGUACAAACCUCUUGGUGCUCGUGCCAGUACAGUAUUAGAAAGCCCUGCGUGAGGCUCACCCACGAGCAGCAGGGCCUCACACACAUACCAGAGAGUUCCUGCUCUGCUCUGUAAAGACAUUCAGAUCCUCUGCUGUGACUCACCCAAAUGACUAAAACAGCGGUUUAUGUUUUUCAAUUGCUGGUUGGAACAGCUAAUGCUGCCUUUCGGAGGCUUUGCUUUUACCCCAGGGGACUGUGUUGUGACUGAAGGCCUUGCAGCUCUGCAUGCCCUUUGAGGUGCAGCCUCUCUGCCUCUCUCAGCCCCAGCAGAGACAUGGGGGGCUCCGGCUCUCUUCAGGGAAGUGAGGGACCACAGGUGCUUAUUAGGAGCCAGGGAACGGAGAUAAGACGGAGUGGACCAGAAAGUGCAGGGGAGCGGAAAACAGAGAAGAGCACAGCCUUCACAGUUCAUCAGACCUGGGUCUGCUUUCCAGUUCUACUUACAGGGUCAGUCAUUCUCACUAAAGCUUGGAUUCCUCAUACAAACGUUGAAGAAUUCUUGCUUCCCAGAGUUGUAGCAGCAGUUAAGUGAGAAAAAUACUAAAGCACCUGGGAGAGUCCAUGAACAAAGAGUAGGCGUCUCAACUUGCUCACCUCUUUUUAGUCUCCUUUGAGUUUUCAAUCUCUGGUCAGAAAAUCUUCUACCAGGAGACUCAGGUGAAAAGGCUGAGACCUCAAGUGUAUAACUGCGGGUGUAGACUGCCACUCUCUGACUGAGAGCAAAAUCCAAGCUCCUGUGUACUGGGAGGAUGAACAGGGAACCAGUACUUAUUGUCCGUCCUCUAUGUAAAUUGUCUGACUUAGUAACCCUUCAAAGAAGUAUGGAGUCCCUGUGUGAUCAGUUAAAGAAGUGGCAGCUCAGAGAACUUAAGUGACUUGCCCUAAGGUUGUUCACAGAGCUAAGUCACAGAGGUGGGACUUGAACUCAGGUCCAGAGAUAAGAGACUGAGAUUUCAUACCAAAUCUCAAGAUUCAUAACAAGUGCUACACUGAGGGUGGAAAUAGACUUCUGGGCUUAUUUGACCCAUCUCUAGGGAAGGAGACUUCAAUUAUAUGACACAGGGAAUAGAAAAGCAUCUCUUACCCACCUUCACAAUGUAGCAUUUGAAGGUAAUUUUCCAGCCUAUGAUCAGUGAACAAGAUGUAAUAAGUGAAAUUGCUUAUAAUUAGUUCUUAACUUAUGCUACCAAAUCUUUAUAGAAUUUUGUAUUUGGCAGUAGUACAGAUAAUUAAGUAGAUAGCAAAACCACAAAAUAAAAUGUCUAAUGCAAGCACAUGUUGCAUCAGAAUCAACGUAAAAUAACCGAUAAUUAGGUAACGACUCUUUUGACAAUAUGUAAUUGUAUAAUAACAGAAGAAAGUUUUUUUUUUUUUUUAGGCAGCAUCAAAUAUUUCACUUACAGAAUGCAAAACUGACGUAUUUUCUGAUCUUGCUGGAGAAGGUAACAAUUGUUAUAAAAAUAGCAAGUCUUCUUCCCCAGGUAGAGGAAUGGACUGUGUAAAUCUGGAGAGAAGGAAAGGCUGCCUACCAUCGGGUGGGCCCAUUCAGGGAGUGUGGCUGAGCGUCUGGGAGCAGAGCCGGGAAGUCCCCAGCUGGGGGCGGGCCCUGGCAGCCAUGCAGGGAAGCCUGUGCUGCUUCUGCCCAAAAGAAGGCUGCCCAGGGAGCGCCGCUGAGCCUGGGGCAGUGGGUGAGAGCGGGCUUGCUCCCCUACGUUUGUAAUUCCAGGCGCUCUUGGGUUUUGUUCUCUUUUGCUUUUUU
This is a messenger RNA of Aethalodelphis obliquidens (Pacific white-sided dolphin), 7714 nucleotides long. It is a transcript of the gene METTL16, whose product is annotated as methyltransferase 16, RNA N6-adenosine. Gene Ontology annotation, biological process: rRNA base methylation. NCBI's taxonomy places the organism in Eukaryota, Metazoa, Chordata, Mammalia, Artiodactyla, Delphinidae. The transcript has 10 exons. Gene Ontology annotation, molecular function: 23S rRNA (adenine(1618)-N(6))-methyltransferase activity. Gene Ontology annotation, cellular component: nucleus. Bases 123 to 1808 code for a protein of 561 amino acids. The record is from RefSeq and is a predicted model, not a curated record.